AUGUUCUCUUCGAAAAAGCCGUAUACGGCAGUCACCGUCACAGUCGAGCGACUGACGAGUGAGGCCAUCCCGGAGAAUGAUCUCAGCGGCAUCCCCGACCUUGUCGAGGUUGUGAAUCUUCAGGAUUCUGGCCCUGUUGAAGCUGCUCGCGCCAUUAGGAAGAAGCUCAAAUACGGAAACCUACAUCGUCAGCUCCGCGCUCUGACCCUUCUCGAUGGGCUCAUCCAAAACGCUGGUCCUCGCUUCCAGCGGACCUUUGCUGAUGAGCCGCUGCUUGAACGCCUGCGCUUCUGUGCUACCGCAGAUCUUUCUGACCCAGAUGUCAAAAAGAAGUGCGCGGUUCUCUUCCGCAGCUGGGCUGCCGAGUAUAAAAGCACUCGAGGAAUGGAGCGCGUCGCGAGUCUCUACAAGGAACUCCCUCGUCGCAAACAUGCCGUCACCCAAGAGAGGUCGAAGGUUCUUAAGGAGACUGCAAACCCCUUCGGCGAUGAUGAAGACGAAGAGGAGAGAAACCCUGCAGGCCCUUCUCAGCCCUCGCCCGCUCAGCCCUCGCCCGCAUCGCGUAGAACGGCAUCAGUUUCAGGGGCACCGUUUUUCGGGCCGCAGGUGACUGGGCAGGUCGAGUCUUUUAGCCACGUCGGUAAGGAUAAGAAGAAGAAAGAAAAGGACAAGAAGAACAAGAAGCACAAGCCUUUCAACCUUGAGGCCGAGAAGGAGCAGAUGAAAGCUCACAUCGCCGAGGCCUCUAUUGCGGCUACGAACUUGACGAAUACUCUUCAGACAAUCAACCGCGAGAAGGAGCGCAUCUCCGAGAACCAACUCGCGCUGGAGCGGUUUGAGACUUGCAAGCAGCUAAGAAGGAAGAUCCUGCGAUAUAUCCAUCAUGUGGACUCGGAGCAAUGGCUCGGGGGGCUCCUGCACGCAAAUGACGAACUUGUCACUGCUCUCAUGACAUUCGAGCAGCUAGAUCGGUCUAUCGAUGCCGACAGCGACUCGGACGAUGAUGUCGCUGAGCAAGCUCACCUUUACCGCAGUAUGAACUCACUGUUCCUCUCUUUUAUUCUUCUUCGGAGCCGGAGCGCUGACCGCCUGAUAGUGGCAACUGAGAAAGCCAAAGGAAAAGAGCCCAAUUCACCAACCAGCCCAAGAUCCCCGAUCCCAGGCAUGGUUAGUCUGAGUCUCAGUACCAGUCCACCGCCGCACCCGCCGCGACCCGUACCGCCGCCCCGCCCUUCGGCUAUGACAAAGCCGUCGAUGUCGUCGCCACGACAAGUUCGACAACAGGUGGAGUCUGAAGACGAAGAUGACUUUGACGAGGAAGACGAGAACGACCCAUUCGCUGACCGAAAUGCCCUCGCGACCCCUAAGGUGGAUCGCGAAGAGCCAAAGUGGUGA
Molecule: messenger RNA, 1395 nt
Organism: Lasiosphaeria miniovina
Lineage: Eukaryota; Fungi; Ascomycota; Sordariomycetes; Sordariales; Lasiosphaeriaceae
Exons: 4
Coding region: 1-1395 (464 amino acids)
Biological process (GO): actin filament organization; actin cortical patch localization; endocytosis
Cellular component (GO): actin cortical patch
Molecular function (GO): ubiquitin binding; phosphatidylinositol binding
Source: RefSeq, a predicted model, not a curated record